GUCCGGCCAGCCGCAUGGACGUCCUGCCUGCCUUGCUGGGGGUUUCAAGCCUCAGAGGAACUUCACGCAGAUCAAGGCUACCCUCCCCUCCGGCAGCUACGCUACCUCCUCGCGGACUACAUGCCGUUCUCGGGUAGAGGUUGAUACUCAGCUCGAGGAGGCCUAUGCAGUAGCUUACGAGGAGUAUCUCGAGAAGAUUAAGGAGCAUGACCUUGUGAAAGAUGCCUAUGUCCAGUGGACGAGCAACCAGAUGGCGAGUUUCACUCGGUUCAUGAUGACUGGAGUGCGAGAGGAACCACUCCCAGAGCCACCUCAUCCGGGGCCGACGCCAGUGUUCCCGUCCAAGGAGGAGUUCUAUAUCAUGUACAAGCGUCAGCGUCAGUUGACCCCGGGAUUGGGAGAAUCCGGGAACGACACUCCUUGUGGUACGCCGAUGCACCCCGGUCGCCAUUCUCCUGGUGCUUCUGCCGAACCUCGGCAUUUUUCUGGUUCCGGUGGCUCUCGUCGUGGUUCUACCUCCCCGAGCACCGUCGAGAUACAGCGGCCUCACUUCACCGACUCGGAGCUAGCUCGUCACUGUAGCUAGAUCGUCACUCGGGUGGUGCACCACCAUACAUUGUACUAGCUACAUGACACAUGCUAUAUGUGUAGAAUGAUCUAUGUAGGAUGACUAUAUGUACCGUAUUGCUUGUGUGCUAUAUUUGUACUAAAUUUGGGAUUUGGUGCCAUAUUUGUGCUAUAUCUGUGAUGUGAGCUAUAUGUGUGCAAUUCGUAUAUGAUACUGCUAUUUUAUAUGCAAUUGCUGUGCAAAUGGA
This is a messenger RNA of Lolium perenne, 815 nucleotides long. RefSeq lists its product as uncharacterized. The record is from RefSeq and is a predicted model, not a curated record. Lineage: Eukaryota; Viridiplantae; Streptophyta; Magnoliopsida; Poales; Poaceae.